Molecule: messenger RNA, 513 nt
Organism: Plasmopara halstedii
Lineage: Eukaryota; Oomycota; Peronosporomycetes; Peronosporales; Peronosporaceae
Product: Endoribonuclease L-PSP/chorismate mutase-like
Exons: 3
Coding region: 1-513 (170 amino acids)
Source: RefSeq, a predicted model, not a curated record
AUGAAAAGGAAUACCGAGGCAUUUGAUCGGUUUUUGAAUGCAUAUCAAGUUCCGCUUUGUCCUCUUUUCAGCCGUACGAUGAAUUCGUUGCUCCGCUUAACCAAGUCGCGCUUCGUGAUGUCGGCGGUGCGCAACGUGCAUAUCGAGCGCAAGAUUGAAGAAUUGGGCUACACGCUGCCAGCUGUGGCUGAACCCAAAGGAAAUUACCGCACUUCUGUGCGCUCUGGAAACACCAUCUACCUUGCUGGCCACUUGCCACAGCCUGCAGGGGGCGACCUGAUACUUGGGAAAAUUGGCAAAGACCUGACGCCCGAGCAGGGCUACGAUGCUGCUCAUUACGUGGCUCUUAGCCUCAUGGCCACCCUGAAACAGGAAGUUGGUGAUCUUGACAAAAUCAAGCGAAUUGUAAAGCUUGUGGGCUUUGUUAACUGCGUGGAGGGCUUUACGCAGCAACCAGCGGUCAUCAAUGGCGCCUCGGACACUAUUGAGGCCAUCGUCGAGGUCGAGGACUAA